AUGACCGAGCUGUGUCGUCGUUCUACAGAGCUCUUGAGAAUCUAUCGUGAUAGUGCGAGUGUAGAAGACCAGAGGAUUAUUGAUGGGAUUUGGACGAUGUUCCAUGAAGAGGCUACUCAGCCACGUACGGCGAUAUCGACGCCUAGUUCGGAGAAUGAUGAAAUGUUGGAGAGCGUUCAGACUUCUGUUCUGGAGCUGAAGCAAGAACAGGUGGAGAGCAGGCAGAGUUCUGAGUUUCGUCAAGAACCGGAACAGCGAGGGACGUAUCCUGGCCCACUGCCAUUCUACGGCGGCCUGCCAACAGUAGCACCCAUGAUCGCGGACGAUACACACACAUACUAUGCAACCUAUGGCGCUUAUAACGAUACGAUAACGAGCACAAACCUCGGCGUUUGGGAUGCAAACUCUUGGUGGGGUGACGCUCGUUAUAUGGAACAACCAUAG
Parastagonospora nodorum SN15 is the source of this 444-nucleotide messenger RNA. RefSeq lists its product as hypothetical. The transcript has 2 exons. The coding region runs from base 1 to 444 and encodes 147 amino acids. The record is from RefSeq and is a predicted model, not a curated record. Lineage: Eukaryota; Fungi; Ascomycota; Dothideomycetes; Pleosporales; Phaeosphaeriaceae.